This is a messenger RNA of Grammomys surdaster, 1653 nucleotides long. RefSeq names its product kaptin, actin binding protein (gene Kptn). Gene Ontology annotation, cellular component: lamellipodium; actin cytoskeleton; KICSTOR complex. The coding region runs from base 85 to 1377 and encodes 430 amino acids. Gene Ontology annotation, biological process: cellular response to amino acid starvation; actin filament organization; negative regulation of TORC1 signaling. NCBI's taxonomy places the organism in Eukaryota, Metazoa, Chordata, Mammalia, Rodentia, Muridae. The record is from RefSeq and is a predicted model, not a curated record. Gene Ontology annotation, molecular function: actin filament binding. The transcript has 12 exons.
GACGUCAUCAGUAUGCGCUGAUGGAGGUUCCCUGACAGGUUGGGGGAGCAUCAGGACUGCUGAGACCGAUCGCGGAGGGCCAGGAUGGGGGAGGCGGCCGUGCCAGAGGGACCCUGUCCACUGCGAGAGGACAGCUUCACGCGCUUUUCGUCGCAGAGCAACGUGUACGGGCUUGCUGGAGGCGCCGACGGGCGCGGGGAGUUGCUGGCCGCUACUCUUAAAGGCAAGGUGCUCGGCUUCCGCUAUCAAGACCUCCGACAGAAAAUUCGGCCUGUGGCCAAAGAGCUGCAAUUCAACUACAUUCCCGUGGAUGCUGAGAUCGUCUCCAUCGACACUUUCAACAAGUCACCCCCAAAACGGGGCCUGGUUGUGGGCAUCACUUUUAUAAAGGACUCAGGAGACAAGGGCAGUCCCUUUCUUAACAUUUACUGUGACUAUGAGCCUGGCUCAGAGUACAACCUGGACUCCAUUGCAGAGAGCUGCCUGAAUUUGGAACUCCAGUUCACACCUUUCCAGCUGUGCCACGCAGAAGUCCAGGUUGGGGAGCAGCUGGAGACAGUGUUUCUCCUGAGUGGGAACGAUCCAGCUAUCCAUCUCUACAAGGAGAAUGAGGGGCUACAUCAGUUUGAGGAGCAACCCGUGGAAAACCUCUUUCCAGAGCUCACGAACCUGACCAGUAGUGUCCUCUGGCUUGAUGUCCACAACCUCCCUGGCUCAUCCCAGCGGCUCUCAGCCCUGGGCUGCCAGAGUGGUUAUGUGCGCGUGGCUCACGUGGACCAGAAGACUCGAGAGAUCUUGCAGACAUGGACAAUCCAGCAGGAUGGGCCCAUCUCCCGAGUGAUUGUGUUCAGCCUGUCAACCUCAGAGGCAACCCAGAACAGCCCCCCUCAGGAAGGAUACAGUCUGCUUGUGGCCAGCAUGCUGGAGCCAGCUGUGGUGUACUGGGACCUUCUGAACAAGGGCCUGGAUGACCAACUUCUCCUGCCUGGCAGUGACCAGUUUGACAGCGUCCUCUGUGGCCUGGUCACUGAUGUGGACCUAGAUGGACAACCGGAAGUCCUGGUGGCCACCUAUGGACAGGAACUGCUCUGCUAUAAGUACCGUGGACUGCCGGAGGCCAGCAGAGGCUUCCGCCUGUUGUGGCGCAGGAGCUUCGCCAGCCCCCUGUUGGCCAUGGCCCAUGUGGACCUGACUGGAGAUGGCCUGCAGGAGCUGGCCGUGGUAUCCCUGAAAGGGGUGCACAUCCUCCAGCACAGCCUGAUCCAGGCCUCUGAGCUGGUCUUGACACGGCUUCGUCAUCAAGUGGAGAAGAGGAAACAUCAGCAGGGCCUUGGGGACAGGAUGGGUCCCAGGCCUGAGGAGCCCCCAGCCUCCUGAGCACUCCCUCUUCUCAGGUGUAGGUGCCUCAUGUGUAUCAUUGAUGGGGAGUGGGGGGAGCAUCUCAGAAGAGGAGUGCUCCCCUUGGACUCCCCCAGAAGAGGGAUGCUGAGAGUCCCUAGCCCACCCUGGUAUGCUGUGUGACCCUGGCUGAUCACUCCUGUCUGAGCCAUUUGAAAAGAGACGUUCUCAGCCAACCCCUGCAAUCCCAUCAGGUAUUGGUCCCGGAGGACUAUUUAUACAUGCAGAGCAACAAAGCUGCCCUGGCUGUCUUCA